CUUUUCGAGACGUCGGACGCGUCGUGUGCUUGCUCGCGGUCUAUCGAACAUUUUCCUUUGCGCGAGGAUUUUCGCCGCACGGGGACACAGCCCGCCAGCAUAAAUCUGACUGUGCAAUCGUGUGUCGUGUAGAGUGUAGCAUUAAAAAAACAACAACGGAACAAACCGCCGUCUAAAGUGCGUAAUGAAUUACAACGAAAAGUGUAGUGCAAAAGUGUGUUGUUAAGGCAAGAAAAUUCUAAACCUCCAUUACGGUGAGCCCCCGGCCCUCCCGCGCAUUGUGUGCAUAUUAGGGAAAGUGUGCAAAAAUAUUCUUGCUCCGUGUGAAUGUGAAUGAAUGUGCAUAUCCUCCCGCAAGGAAAAAAAAAGAGAGAGAGAAAAUAAAUCCUCCCGCUCGUAGUGCAGCAGGUUUGCGUGCGUGUGCAAUUAUGCUGAUUGAGGUGCAUAAAACGUGGAUCGUGCGCGGGGAGCAGAAGUAAAAAUAAUAGUUAAAAAAAGCCCAGCGCGCGCAUAUAAUAGUGAAAAGCCGUGCGAGGGGGAGGGAAGCGCCCGCCCGGUCGCUCGGGCCAGUGAGAAUCAUUCUCGCUGCACACUAGUGAGCUACACGAUCACACGAUCACGCUGUAACGAGAGCGAAAGAGAGAGAGAGAGAGAGCAAGAGUGUCCUGGGUAGCAUAGAGAGUGAGUGAGAGAGAGCGGGAGGGAAAGCGACAGGUGAAAUUUUGUCGCCCAAGUGCAGAGAGUGGUGCAUCCGCCGAGUCGCGUAAGUGCAUUUGGAGGGUUUGUGCUGUUGUUGUUGGGUUGGUUUGGUGUGCCUGCCGCGUCGGUCCCGACUCUGUGUGUGAGCUCCCAGAGGGCCUUGAUUUGAUGUGUUAGUGCGGGUGUGUGUGUAUGUGUAUUUCUCCAUUCUGGUUUCGGUGAACGACGAGUGUGUGCUUUUGCGUUGUUGCCCCUGUGCAGUGCAGGGCAGUCGGUCGGGAUCGGUGGAAAGUGGUGAAAAAAGAAACCAGAAGUUUGUAAUUGUUGGCGACAGCGAAUCGGCAUCCAACGGGUUGCUACAAUACACACACACAGCGCACAAGCGACAGAACGACAAACGAUAUUCAUUAGUGGACGAAGACGGUUGGCGCCCAGCUAGGCCGGUGACCCUUUUGUUCGCCGGUGAGUAUGAUAAUGAGCAACGAUGGAACUGCUGACCCUUAGCGGCACACAGAUUGCGUCGGACAAAAUCGCCUACUCCACCAACACACCGUGCUGAACUAAGCUACUGCCUCCUGCCCGCUACUAGACGCCGUUAGUUAGCUCCAGCACACACAGUUGGAGAAGAGCACACGAGGAAAGUCUGCCGCCUGCUGCCAUAGAAGCAUGAUGCAGCUCGUACCUUCGGCGCAGCAGCAAUUGGACGAACAGCAACAGCAACACCACAAAGGAGCGGGAUCUUCCGGAGGCGGCCUACUGCAACUGCAACCGCACCAGCCGGCAAGAGGAAACACUUACCACCGCCAGAGUCAUCAUCAUCAUCAUCAUCAUCAGAAGCAUCAUUAUUGUGCUGCCCGUCGUCAGUGUCGUGACUGUGUCGAUCAGCAGCAGAAGCAGCAGCAGCAGCAGUACGGCGCUGGCGGGUGCGAUCAAGUCAAAAGGCACCGCAAUUACGACGGCCGUACAAUCACCGACACCGCGCACUAUUAGGGCAGUAGUGGUGCCGCCAGAGGACGGCACACGCGGCGUGCAAGCAGCCAUUGUGCGCCACGUUACAGCCAACCAUUUGCUACGCCGUGCAUGGCGUGCUGUGCAAUGCAUCAACAGGCAAUGAGUGCACGGGACCGUCUCGCCGGACAGCACAUUCAUCACAGCCAGCAGUGUUUGGUAGGCUAAUUUUGACGCCCAAACGACUAAUACAAUCGAGCGCGUGUGAGGUGGAAGAUUGCCAAUCAUCAAACACAACAAAAAAAAGGAAGAAAGCCUUCCUUGACGAUACGAAUUGAAACGCGGUAACAACCUCCACAGGCAGAGGUUACAUUACCAGACUAGACGAUGGAUUUGUAUGAACGCAUCGAGCUGAACAGAAGGAAAGAAUUGCCACACCUGCAGCGAAGGCAGCGGCAGCGAAAUGAGAAGAGAAGAAAGCAAUCGAAUGCCGGCAGUAAUGAGACGUCGUGCAUUGCCGGAAGCGAUCGAGAACGGAGUAUCCUUAGACUCGCUGCGGGUGAAUAUCCACAUCCGCUGCGACCGUUAAACACCUGCGAUCCACUGAGAGGGACGGAAGAGCCGUCACAGCGGUGGAGUAACCACGACAGUUGCUUUGUAGGCAACGAUGCAGCGGAGGGCGGCCGUUCGGUCCGAAAUGUAAACUGUGCGCCCGCCAGCUCUUGGCGACCGCCCACCGAUUGGCGUGACAAUCAGUGUACACGCAGCCGGUGCCGCCGAAAAGCGAUGGCGUACCGGAGCCCACUCACCAUCCCCCAGUGGCGACAAGCCCUUAUCACCGGUGCCAUCUUCCUGCUAGCGGUUCUGCUUCCCGCAGCAAUCGCCGGUUCGCCCAAGUACGAAACGGCGUACGCAUGCGAAGGGAAAACGCUCAUGAUCGAGUGUGAACCGGGCGAUCUGAUCAAUCUAAUACGGGCGAACUACGGUCGCUUUUCGAUCACCAUCUGCAACGAUCACGGUAACGUGGACUGGAGCGUCAACUGUAUGUCGCCCAAGAGCCUGCGGGUGCUGCACUCGAAGUGUGCCCAGAAGCAGAACUGCUCCGUGCUAGCGUCGACCAGCAUGUUCGGCGAUCCGUGCCCGGGCACGCACAAAUAUCUCGAGGCACACUACCAGUGCGUGUCGGCGGCGCAGUCCUCCACCACCACGAACCGGCCGAGCCCGCCGUGGCUCAAGACGUCCCAGCCGAUCGUGUGGAGUACGUCCACCGUGCGCAGUCCGGUACUGAGCCGGCUCAAUCUAACCACCGAUUUAGGGGGUGGUGGUGGCGAAGUGGCCGUCGUGGCAGCCGUUACGCCAGCCCUGUCAACACCGGCCGUCACGUUACGCCCCGGGGCAGGCGGCGGGAACGUCGGUACCAAAACCAGUCAAUCACCGACCACCUUCCGGAACAAGGGGUUCGAGAACAAGAGCGUCAAUGACGAUCUGGCCAUCAUCAAGACGAUCACCGACCGGAAGAAGGGUGGCGAUCCGGUGGAGCCACUCGGGCCGAGGACUCCGUACGGUGGUGUGGAGGCCGGUACAGCCGGAACGUCCGGAGGCGGCGGCCUGCAGAAGGAGGAAGACGAUGACGAUGGUGCCGACCUGUUCCCGACCCAAACGGCAGUAUUAUCCGGUGCAGCAGCACCACCCGGCGUCCGGAAGCUGGACCCCGCCGGUACGCCGACGAGCGUCAAUGGCGGGGGCAGCGUGCAGAUUGACAUUAGCCACGCGUGCGGACCGAGCACCGCCCGCAACCUGUUCUGGAAUGUGACGCGCGUGGGCGAGGUGAACGUGCAGCCGUGUCCGGGCGGUGCGACCGGCAUCGCCAAGUGGCGGUGCGUGGCGGUCGCUUCGCUAACGCCCGAGCAGCGCGUCCAUCUGCAGCAGGAACACCAGCAGAUGCUGCAGAUCCAGGCCGCACAGCAGCAGUCGGCGGGAGGCGCGGGCGGCAUUAACGCACCGCCAGCGGACGAUAGUGGUAGCCAUGGUGAUAUUAGUUUUAGUAGCAACAGUGUUGCCCUUAGCGAUAAGCAAUCGAUGGUCGGUGCCGCUACCUGGUACGCCUACCGGCCGGACCUAACGCAGUGCCGCAGUCUGUGGCUGAACAAUCUCGAGGUGCGCGUGCAGCAGCCCGAUUCGUCGCUCAUCUCGAUCGCGAACGAUCUGGCGCAGGUGACGAGCAGCAAGACGCUGUACGGCGGCGACAUGCUCGUCGCGACCAAAAUCAUCCAGACGAUGUCGCAAAAGAUGCACUACGACAUCGAGACAAUACCGGACCAGCGGCAGCGGGAGGCACUCGUGUUCGAGCUGCUGAACAGUGUGGUCAAAACCGGGAGCAACCUGCUCGACCAGUCGCAGCACGCCAGCUGGCUGGAUCUGAGCGUGGAGGAUCAGAUGCGGGUCGCCACCUCGCUGCUGACCGGGCUGGAGGACAACGCGUUCCUGCUGGCCGACACGAUACUGCGCGAAAAGCACGUCGUGCAGAAGGUGAAGAACAUUCUGCUCUCGAUACGCGUGCUCGAGACGCGCAACUUUGGCAAGAGCACGGAGCUGUUUCCCGACUCGUCCACCGAGCGGUGGCAGGUCAGCAGCGAUCAGAUCGAGCUACCGAAGGCGGCCCUGAUCGAGAACAGCGAGGGCGGCCUGGUGCGUAUCGUGUUCGUGGCGUUCGAUCGGCUCGAGCAGAUAUUGCGCCCACAGUUCAGCAACAUUCAGCAACAGCAGCAUGGUUCCGGUGGCGCAGGGCCAUCGUCCGGACGGGUUGAGCCGAGCCAGCACCGGCACCUGGACACGGAUGGCAUCGCAUCGGCCAACGUUGCCGGGCUGGGCGCAAACGAUGGCACCUUUGGAUCGUCCGCCGGUGGCGGUGCGGGCACACGCAGCAGCGAUGCGGGCUCGCCGUCCGACGCGGGUGUCACGGUGGUGCCGCGUUUGCGAUUGCUCAACAGCAAGGUGAUUUCCGCCAGCCUCGGCAAGGGUCGGCACAUUCAACUUUCGCAACCGAUCCGCAUGGUUCUGCGGCAUCUGCGCACCAAAAACGUGUCCAACCCGACGUGCGUAUUCUGGAACUACAUUGACCAUGCGUGGUCGGAGGACGGCUGCCACGUGGAGUACACGAACAGCACGCACACGGUGUGCAUGUGCAACCAUUUGACGAACUUUGCGCUGCUCGUGGAUGCGGUGGACAACGAGACGCAGCUGUCGUUGCUGUCCCAUCUGGAUGACAGUUUGCUGCUCUACAUCGGCAUCGCCGUACUGGUCGCCGUAGUGGUGAUCGCUCUGUUCGCGCGCAAGCUCUGCUACAGCUCGGUGCUUGCCAAGCUGCGCAACGGUGGGCCCGAGGCGGGUGCUGCCGGUCUGCGCGGAGGGCCCAUCGAUCGGGAUCCUGCCGGGCUGUCCAUCUCCGCACAUCACGGCACGGUUGCGGGUCGACUGCAUCAUCACCAUCAUGGCGGUAGCAACAAUGCGGGCGUGGAUCUGCAUCAUCCGACCGUCGCGACGGCGGGCCACCACCAUCAUCACAUGGUGCAUCAUCAUCUGCCACCGCCGGGCACCGGCCACCAUCUGCUGGUUGCGGACGACUUCCACCAUCAGCAGCAGCAGUCGCAGCAGCCGCACCCGGCAAACAACAACCUGCACAAUCACCAUCCGAACAAUCUGGCCGGUGGUGGCAAUCAUCAUCACGUCAACAGCAACAACCUGGUAACGACCACCUUCAACAAUCUGAACGGCGGCGGUGGAAUCGGGGGCGGCAACUGUUCGCCCUCACCGCCGGGCAGCGGGUACGACCAUCACCAUCCCGGCCAUCAUCUCGCCCGGCUGAACAACAAUUGAUGGGGUCUACUCCGUGGAGAAGGGAAGUAACGAUAGCCACCAGCGGAACUAAAAUCUGCCUUGGACUACGCGAACGUCUCAUUUCUGCCCCCAAAACUGCACGCUGCGUUAGUAUUUUAAAGAACAAAAAACACACAAACACAAAUCAAUUCAAGCAUUCUCACAGAAAUACAAUGUAAAUAAAUCUAUUUACUAUGCCAAUGCGAGCGGCAGGACACAAGGUGCAUCCGCUCCUGUGCGCACAUACAGUGAAUAGGAAUUUAGAAAGCAGACGCGAUAGUAUGAUGUGUAUUAGGUGUAUGUGAUUGUGUGUGUGUGUCUCCGGCGACCACAAACAUAAUAGGAACAUAUUUAAAGCAAGUAAAAACAAUGCAAAACAUACUGCUGCAAAUAGGAAUCAUUUAAAGCAAAGAAAUGAGGGAGAAUGAAGUCAUUUGUGGAUUUCCAUCGAUGUCUCGCAUGCAAGGAAGCAAUACCAUUCUACUACUACUACUACAACUACUAUUACAUCUUCAAUACCUGUGAGGCAUGAUUGGUAGUGUUUCGUUACAUAGGAUAACAAGAAAAGAAAAACUAAACAGGGAAAAGGGAACGAGAAAAGUUUAUCGAAUGACCAGCAUCCAAGAGAGGAAGGAGUGCGUGAAACAACGUGGAAAAUCAGAGGUGAUAAAGGAGAGUGAUAGAAAUCAAUCAAUCAAUAUGUGUUGGUGGCUGAAUGUAUAAAACGGAAGAAGAAGAAGAAGAAAAAACAGUUCAUAUGAAACAAUGUUGUAUAGCUACACUAAUCGUAAGCGUUCGUAAAAUCGCGACGGUACCACAAGAAUCUAGUUUUUAUUUAACACAAACCACUAGGAAAGACGAAGGCGAAGGAGAAAGGGAAGGGUGUAAAAUGAUAAAAAUUGUUAGUUAGUGUACACUCACCACCAGCCGCAAGCGCGCUUUUGUUUUUCGGUACCACCCCUUCACCAAACACACCGCCGCUGGGUAGGAGAGAGGGAGCCAAACCAAGAAUGAACGAAUGGGAUGCAAGGGAUGUGCAAACCUUUCCACGUGUUCCAUUCGAUCGCGCAAACGUUACGCUCGCGCCAUCCCUAUUCGCGCACCCCGAUGACCCACGGGGCCGGACCGAAGACUCGGUGCGCAUUAAUUAUUGACUUUUAUUUAAUAGAAGCUAGCGAAAGAAGAGGGUGCACGGCACACAGGAUGAAAGGUGACAGGGCUAUCCCGUUUACUCACACGCCGUGUGAUUUGAUUGUAGACCCUGCGCGCUCGCGGAAAUCAUCAAAUAUGUAUACAAAGAUUUUCUCUCACAGACAAACACACACACCACGACAUUCAAGCGCAGUUUGAGCGCGUAUUGUUCGGCAGACGAGUAGAACAGGCUUUCCAAACGUUCUCAGCAGCAGCAGAGUAAGGAUGAAGGGUGAGAAUGUGGAAGAGGGGUAUCUCUAAAAUGCCCGCUUUUUUAUCAUUCCCACAGAGCGCGUACCAUGACGGGAAAGGGGUGUGUGUGUGAGAGAGAGCUAGAAAUGGAAGGAAAUUAGGAAGGAAGUAAUAAAACAAAACUGGUUAAAAAAUGAA
Messenger RNA from Anopheles arabiensis, 7104 nucleotides. RefSeq names its product latrophilin Cirl (gene Cirl). The coding region runs from base 2035 to 5523 and encodes 1162 amino acids. The record is from RefSeq and is a predicted model, not a curated record. Lineage: Eukaryota; Metazoa; Arthropoda; Insecta; Diptera; Culicidae. Gene Ontology annotation, cellular component: membrane. Gene Ontology annotation, molecular function: carbohydrate binding; G protein-coupled receptor activity. The transcript is spliced from 6 exons.